Messenger RNA from Protopolystoma xenopodis, 552 nucleotides. The record is from the annotation of a GenBank genome assembly. Lineage: Eukaryota; Metazoa; Platyhelminthes; Monogenea; Polystomatidea; Polystomatidae.
AUUGAUCUAUUCGAUUUGGAAGCUGUCUGUCUAGGUCGACUCCAACGCCUUACAGUUUGGCAUACUGGAGAUCGUCCCGCAGAUAGCUGGUACUUGGAUGAGAUUAUAGUCCAACAACUCCCCGCUUUCUACGCUGGAGGCAGUCUCCUGACUGUUCGUCGAACCGAACCUCUGAUCCUGACCACAGCAACCAAUUCUCUCUCUUCGUCCCCCUCUUCAGUUUUCUCCUCUAGUCCUGUUUAUACAACUGCCACUUCAUCUCCUUUCAUUAAACCGCCCUUAACUCGACCUAUAGCUGCAGCAACCACAAGGUCCACCAUGCCUAAUGAGACGUCCAGCUCACUGCCAAAAUCUCCCGUUUCAAAUUUCGUCACUACAAAGGAAGAGGAGAGGAUGAAUUGCAAUGAUAUUUCAGUGGUUCGAGAGCAGGAGUCGAUUCAUGAGUCAGAUUUUGAGUCUGGACGAAGACCAGCCUAUCGGAUUCUAAAUGAUCGAAGAAUGAUGAAGCAUAGUGAAAUGCCGAUUGGACAGGUAACGGGUGCUCUCCUAUAA